Molecule: messenger RNA, 4358 nt
Organism: Larimichthys crocea (large yellow croaker)
Lineage: Eukaryota; Metazoa; Chordata; Actinopteri; Sciaenidae
Gene: klhl28
Product: kelch like family member 28
Exons: 6
Coding region: 195-1910 (571 amino acids)
Molecular function (GO): protein binding
Source: RefSeq, a predicted model, not a curated record
UGUGCUGCUCCCGCAGCUCGUCGGUAUAAGAGCUGCUCUGUAGCUUUGUGGCUAGGCUGGUUGGCAGUAGGUUGUUUUCCUGAUAGCCGCCCGGGGUUCCCAGUCGUCGCCGCUGAACUCCGCCACUGCAAAAAUAAAAAAUAAAAAAAAAAUCGGUCAUUACAGCGGCACACCAGACGGACUAUAGGUUACAGAUGGACCAGCAGGACCAGUCCUAUAUGUUUGCCAGUCUGAAACGGCCUCACUCAGAGCAGCUGCUGCAAGGCCUCCAGCUCUUGCGGCAGGAUCAUGAACUAUGUGACAUUGUCCUGCGCGUGGGUGAUGCCAAGAUCCAUGCCCACAAAGUAGUGCUGGCCAGCAUCAGCCCUUACUUCAAGGCCAUGUUCACGGGUAACCUGUCCGAAAAGGAGACCUCCGAGGUGGAAUUCCAGUGCAUCGACGAGACUGCCUUACAGGCCAUCGUUGAGUAUGCCUACACGGGCACGGUGUUUAUCUCCCAGGAAACGGUGGAAUCUCUGCUACCGGCUGCCAACUUACUCCAGGUUAAGCUCGUACUCAAGGAGUGCUGCUCCUUCUUAGAGAGCCAGCUCGACGCUGGAAACUGUAUAGGCAUCUCCCGCUUUGCAGAGACAUACGGCUGUCAUGAUCUGUGCCUGGCUGCCACUAAGUUCAUCUGUGAGAACUUUGAGGAGGUUUGCCAGACGGAGGAGUUUUUUGAACUGACAAGGGCCGAGUUGGAUGAAAUUGUGUCAAACGACUGCCUUAAGGUGGUCACAGAGGAGACUGUGUUUUACGCCCUGGAGUCGUGGAUCAAAUAUGAUGUAACUGAGAGACAGCAGCAUUUGGCUCAGCUGCUGCACUGUGUUCGCCUUCCACUCCUCAGCGUCAAAUUUCUCACCCGCCUAUACGAAGCCAACCACCUUAUACGAGAUGACCACGCAUGCAAGCACCUGCUCAAUGAGGCCCUCAAAUAUCAUUUUAUGCCUGAGCACCGGCUCUCCUAUCAGACUGUGUUGUCAGCACGGCCCAGGUGUGCCCCGAAAGUUCUGCUUGCAGUGGGAGGCAAGGCUGGACUGUUUGCGACAUUAGAAAGCAUGGAAAUGUAUUUCCCUCAGACAGAUUCAUGGAUAGGACUGGCCCCUCUCAGCGUACCCCGAUAUGAAUUUGGCGUCGCAGUGCUGGACCACAAAGUGUAUGUGGUGGGAGGCAUCGCCACACACAUGAGACAGGGCAUUAGCUAUCGGAGACACGAGAGCACAGUGGAGAGCUGGGACCCUGAAAGCAACACCUGGUCCUCUGUGGAGCGUAUGGCAGAGUGCCGCAGCACGCUUGGGGUGGUGGUUCUAGCCGGUGAGCUUUAUGCCCUUGGAGGCUACGACGGCCAGUAUUACCUCCAGUCUGUGGAGAAAUACGUCCCCAAGUUGAAGGAGUGGCAGCCCGUGGCACCCAUGACAAAGUCCCGGAGCUGCUUUGCCACAGCUGUGCUGGAUGGCAUGGUGUACGCUAUUGGAGGCUACGGCCCAGCCCAUAUGAACAGUGUCGAACGGUAUGACCCCAGCAAGGAUGCCUGGGAAAUGGUAGCCCCCAUGGCAGAUAAGAGGAUCAACUUUGGAGUAGGUGUAAUGCUUGGCUUCAUAUUUGUGGUGGGCGGACACAACGGAGUGUCGCACCUGUCCAGCAUUGAGAGGUACGAUCCACAUCAGAACCAGUGGACAGCCUGUCGGCCAAUGAAUGAACCACGCACUGGUGUGGGCUCUGCCAUCGUGGACAACUACCUCUAUGUGGUGGGAGGUCACUCUGGGUCAUCCUACCUGAACACUGUCCAACGCUAUGACCCCAUCUCAGACAGCUGGUUGGACUCGAGCGGCAUGAUGUAUUGCCGUUGCAACUUUGGUCUGACUGCCCUUUGACCUAUGGCCCAGCCAGCUAGGACCCAAUAAGAGAACUUAGACACAAAGACGUUUCUUUUUUGUUGUCUCCUCUCCUCCUCCUUCCCCACAUUCAUCCUCCAGGUGCAGAGGAGCGCUGCACACCAACGUGAACACCAGAGGAGGGCAAGCCUGCUAGGUGGAUGGAUGUGCCGGGCUAGCUGGCUGGCUAGAGGGGAGGGGGGGGCCCCAAGGCAUUGCUGCAGAGAUGAAGAGCUACAAAGUUGUGCGGGAAAGCGAUGAAGACGAUCGGACAGCUGUUGUCACGGGAGCGAGGAGACUACCGUUCUACUGCUGCUGGACCACAAUGAGGACUCUGAGCCAUUUCCCAGAGGAUUGUGGGAGAAAACUUGUCACUUUUUAUUUCGAAAACUUCUCUGUUAUGUUACCAGACAUUGUUUAGUUUUUUUUUGUUUCCCGUCAUGCCAUUAUCGUGUUUAACACUUAAAUCUCUCUUUAAUUUCCUCGCUGCAACUGGAACCAUGUGUUCAAAUUUUGUAGAACACCGCAGUUUGCCGCCGUGUUUGUAUGAAUGUGGUUGUUGGCCAUGUAGUGUGUGUAUGUGUGUAUGCUCGAGGGGUACAUGCAUGUCAGGAUCGUUUGUUUGUUUGUAUUUUGUUACGUGUCUGCGUGCAGAACUGACGCUCAGGCUCAGCGACGCAGGAGUUCUGCAUCAAAAUCAGUGCUUCACAAAAAAGAGAAAAGUUGGAAUCUUUAUAUUUUCUCAAAAAGGGCUGCCUUUUUUUCUCUCUUGUAAAUAGUCUAAAUGAAAUAUAUAGAUAUGAAUAUAUCCUCUAGUGCAUUGCCUGUAAAUGUUUUUCUGCACUGGGUCACUAGUGUGUGUGUGUGUGUGCGUGCGUGCAGAUGUGUGUGUGAGUGUGUAGUUUGAUUUCAAGGGUCAGUGUGGAGGUGAAUGACGAAUUCUCCUGUGAGUGUUUGCCACUAGUCUCUGCUUCAUCCUCGGAGCCAUUUAAAAAAAGGAAAAAAAAAUCUCCAUGUUCUAGCUUCUGUUACAUCUUCCUAAGGUCAGGUCAUGAACUUCUUGCUACUCUUCACAUUAGAUGAAAUCGACCUUGGCCCUCUUUUCACCCUUUGGUCUGUACACAAUACCAACUGGUGCUAUAUUUAGGAUUCAGGAUUCAGCUGUUUGUCUGUGUUGCCUCACAUAAUUAGGUCAACUUCUGUUCAGCCUCUGCUACACCACCGCGUUUAGAUAUUUGUUAUUUAUGUGCAUUAAAAUGCGGAUAAUUUAUGGGCCCCUAUCCAUGCAAUAAAAUAAAGUCCUACUGAAAGGGAAGCCUGUGGUUGGAUAACCACAAACUUCUCUCUGACAAUUAGCACUAUUUAUUUAUAAAAUGCAUCCUGGUUAGCAUUCCUCUGUCCUCACAGCAGCCCUGUUGCAGGAUAUGGGCACGCUUAGUUAUAUCGUCUCAAUGCCUGUUCCCAGUACGUCGUUCUUUUAGCUAUGAACAAGUCUUUUUUUCUUUCACUGCCUGUGAUUGGGUCUGACACCUGCACUCUCUGGUCUUGCUCGCAAGCUCAGGUUUGCAGUAAUCCGUUCACAGCUUCAUGUGAAGUGCCAAAACAACUUUUUUUUUUUGCAGCUUUCCCACCUCCAGUGCUAGAAACAGCUCCGCUCGUGUGCCACAACUUUCUUUUCACCCUUACUGCUAACAUAUUAGCUUUUCCAUUCUUCCAUGCUGUCAUAUGGAGAUGGAUGAUGAUGAUGAUGAUGAUGAUAAAGCACCAAGGGCUGUGCCAGCCAACUCAGGCCAUGUUGCCACUGUCACCAGUCGUGUGUCCUGGGGGGGGAGAGAGGGAAAGAGCAGAGUGCUCACCUGCGUUUUGGACUCUAGGCUAAUGGACAGAUCAAGCAAUGCGCAGCAAUAGAGAGGGCUCCAGACUGGGAAAGGCUAGGUGAGGUGUGUCUUGUUGAGUCACUGUUGUUGAUGUUCAAGUCUAGUUUGAGUCGCUUUGUGCACUGACGUUUGCACAUAAGUGGAAACUUUAACCAAGCUCUGCAUUGCACUUACCAAACUAUUUGAUACAUAUUGUAAUUUGUACAUACGUUUUAAUUUAGGGAUAAUGGCAUUUAGAUAAUGCAAUAAGACUUCUGUUUUGUGUCUGUCUCUUUUUAAAAAAGCCAAGGCAUCUCAUAUUGCUGUAACAGAAACCCCACAUGGCACGUCCGUUUAUUCGCACUGUUUGUUUGGUAAUGUCUAAUGAAACAUCCAAACGGUACCAUUGACGUUGCCUCAUCCUGCCAGACAUCUUGUGUUGUGAUUUUGUUGUGCAUGCCAGUUAUAAUUUUAUAUUUAAUUAUUCUUUUUUUUUUUUUACAAGGCUCGUGUUUAUCUAGCCAUAUUCAGAUGGAUCGCUCAUAAUUUAUCAAUGGCCAAAUUUGAUGUAUACACCUGUUUGGGGGAAAAA